Molecule: messenger RNA, 2520 nt
Organism: Triplophysa rosa
Lineage: Eukaryota; Metazoa; Chordata; Actinopteri; Cypriniformes; Nemacheilidae
Product: extracellular calcium-sensing receptor-like
Exons: 6
Coding region: 1-2520 (839 amino acids)
Biological process (GO): G protein-coupled receptor signaling pathway
Cellular component (GO): membrane
Molecular function (GO): G protein-coupled receptor activity
Source: RefSeq, a predicted model, not a curated record
AUGAUUUUUUUUCUAUACACACUCCUGCUGUUCCAUCACCUUAAUACACAGGCAGAAAAUACUGUGUGCCAAAUGAUUGGAGACCCUAAAUACCCGCUAUUUUCAAAGAAUGGAGACAUAACUAUCGGUGCGAUUUUUGCAGUCCAUGGUAAAGAAAUAUUACCUUCAUUUGAGUUUAUUCAAAAACCCCAGCGUCUAUCAUGCUCCAGUGUGACACUGAGAGAUUUUCGGUUGGCUCAAAUCAUGAUUUUUGCAAUUGAGGAAAUCAACAGAAAUAAAACCUUGCUCCCAAAUGUUUCUAUUGGCUAUAGAAUCUAUGAUACCUGUGGUUCAAGACUGUCUUCUAUGAGUGCCACUAUGGCAUUACUAAAUGAUGAAGAGUUUGCAGCAGGAGACAAAUGCAAUGGGCAUACUCAUAUACAUGCUAUCAUAGGAGAAACAGAGUCUUCUGCCACAGUGAUACUGUCCAGAACCACAGGACCUUUUAAAAUCCCAGUGAUAAGUCACUCAGCUUCAUGUGAAUGUCUCAGUAAUAGAAAAGAUUAUCCAUCAUUCUUCAGGACAAUUGCUAGUGAUUAUCACCAAGGCAGAGUACUUGCACUUAUAGUUAAGCACUUUGGCUGGACUUGGGUUGGAGCUGUGAACAGUGACAAUGACUAUGGAAACAAUGGAAUGGCCAUAUUUCUAAAUACGGCCAAAAAAGAAGGGAUUUGUAUAGAGUACUCUAUAAAAUUCUACAGAACAGAGCCUGAAAAACUGCAAAAAGUUGUAAACACAAUGAAAAAAGGCACUGCAAAAGUAAUUGUUGCAUUUGUCUCAUUUCUUGAGAUGGGAUUACUUAUCGAGCAACUAAGUAUUCAGAACAUUACAGGCUUACAAAUUAUUGGGGUGGAGGGAUGGAUAACGUCGAAGAAUUACAUUACUCCAAACAGCUUUCAUGUGAUGAGAGGGUCACUGGGCAUUGCAUUGAGGAAAAUCAAUAUAGAAGGGUUUUCAGAUUAUGUUAUUAAAUCAUUUUGGGACACAGCUUUUCCAUGCUCACAAAAUGAUGUGAAUUAUUUUCAAGAUGAAUUAAAUUGCAGCAGAUAUCAAGAUCUGCUGGUGCUGAGAAAUUACAAUGAAGAUGUGCCUGAACAUAGAUAUUCAAGUAAUGUCUACAAAGCAGUGUAUGCUGUGGCUUAUGCUCUACACAGUCUACUGAAAUGCAAGGAACAAUACAUUUGUGCAAAAGCCCUGACAAUAAAACCACAUCAGGUUGUUGAGUCUAUAAAAAAUGUCAAUUUCACUGUAAAGUUUGGAGAUCGUGUGUGGUUUGACAGCACUGGUGCUGCAGUAGCCCAGUAUGAAGUUGUGAACUGGCAGCAGGACUCUGAUGGAUCAUUCCAGUUUAAAGCAGUGGGUUACUAUGAUGCCUCACUGCCCCCUGACCAGCGCUUUGUGCUUAACACUGAAAACAUCAUCUGGGCUGGAGGACAGCUGCAGAAGCCUAGGUCUGUGUGCAGUGAGAGUUGCUCUACAGGCACUAGGAAGGCUGGACAGAGAGGAAGACCUGUCUGCUGUUAUGACUGUAUUCCAUGUGCAGAUGGUGAAAUCAGUAAUGAGACAGAUUCAAAUAACUGCAUGCAGUGUCCAGGGGAAUUCUGGUCUAAUGCUGAGAAAAAUAAAUGUGUGUUAAAGACUGUAGAGUUUCUGUCAUUCACAGAAGUUAUGGGUAUAGUGCUAGUCUUUUUCUCACUGUUUGGAGUAGGAAUAACUGUUCUGGUCACAGUCCUGUUUUACAGUAAGAAGGACACCCCCAUAGUAAAAGCCAACAACUCAGAGUUGAGCUUCCUGCUGCUCUUCUCAUUGACUCUGUGUUUUCUCUGUUCACUUACUUUCAUUGGUCGCCCCACUGAGUGGUCCUGUAUGUUACGUCACACAGCGUUUGGGAUCACUUUUGUCCUCUGUAUCUCUUGUGUUCUGGGUAAAACAUUAGUUGUGUUAAUGGCCUUUAAGGCCACACUUCCAGGAAGUAAUGUCAUGAAAUGGUUUGGGCCUGUACAACAGAGACUCAGUGUUCUUGCCUUUACACUUAUACAGGUUCUUAUCUGUGUGCUUUGGCUUACAAUAUCGCCUCCUUUUCCCUAUAAAAAUAUGAAAUAUUAUAAAGAGAAGAUCAUUCUUGAGUGUAGUCUAGGUUCUAUUGUAGGUUUCUGGGCUGUUUUGGGUUAUAUUGGUCUGCUGGCUCUCUUGUGCUUCAUUUUGGCUUUUCUGGCUCGGACGCUGCCUGAUAACUUCAAUGAGGCUAAAUUCAUCACAUUCAGUAUGCUCAUAUUCUGUGCUGUGUGGAUCACAUUUAUCCCAGCUUAUGUCAGUUCUCCUGGAAAAUUUACUGUAGCUGUGGAGAUAUUUGCCAUUUUAGCUUCAAGCUUUGGUUUAUUAUUCUGUAUAUUUGCACCUAAAUGUUGCAUCAUCCUGUUUAAGCCUGAACAAAAUACAAAACAACAUUUGAUGGGAAAAACACAAACUAAGUCCUACUGA